Molecule: messenger RNA, 1840 nt
Organism: Dipodomys ordii (Ord's kangaroo rat)
Lineage: Eukaryota; Metazoa; Chordata; Mammalia; Rodentia; Heteromyidae
Gene: Ddx52
Product: DEAD (Asp-Glu-Ala-Asp) box polypeptide 52
Exons: 15
Coding region: 1-1785 (594 amino acids)
Biological process (GO): maturation of SSU-rRNA
Cellular component (GO): 90S preribosome
Molecular function (GO): RNA helicase activity; ATP binding; nucleic acid binding
Source: RefSeq, a predicted model, not a curated record
AUGGAUGCCCACGAUCUUUUCCGCCGUCUGGGCGCCGGGGCCAGAUUCGACGUGAAACGCUUCUCGGCAGACGCAGCUCGAUUCCAGGUGGGAAAAAGGAAAUUUGAUUUGGAUUCUUCAGAGGUGCUUCUGGACUUCUUUGGGAACAAGAAGCCUAUCCCAGGUGACUGUGAAGCAUCACAAACACACCAGGAGCUUCAAAAUGAAGAGAGAAAAAAAGAAAAUCUAAUUGAAAGGAAAAGGGAGCCCAGUAAAAAAAAGAGAAAGAAGAUUUCAGAAAUUACUUCUGGAGAGGAUGACACUACUAUACAGUGGACAUCAUCUGUGGAAGCAAAGAUUGAAGAUAAAAAAGUUAAAGGAGAAAAUAAACUAACUUCAGGAAAGUUGGAACAUCUCCGACAGGAAAAGGUGAACUUCUUCCGGAAUAAACACAAAAUUCAUGUCCAGGGAACUGAUCUUCCUGACCCAAUUACUACAUUUCAGCAACUUGACCAAGAAUAUAAAAUCAGUUCUCGGUUACUUCAGAACAUUCUAGACUCAGGCUUCCAAAUGCCCACACCAAUACAAAUGCAAGCUAUUCCAGUCAUGCUGCAUGGUCGGGAACUUUUGGCUUCUGCUCCUACAGGAUCUGGAAAGACUUUGGCAUUUAGUAUUCCUAUUUUAAUGCAGCUGAAACAACCUACAAAUAAAGGCUUCAGAGCCCUGAUUAUAUCCCCAACAAGAGAACUUGCCAGCCAGAUUCACCGAGAGUUAAUUAAAAUCUCUGAGGGAACAGGAUUCAGGAUACACAUGAUCCACAAGACAGCAGAGGCAGCCAAGAAAUUUGGACCCAAAUCAUCUAAGAAAUUUGAUAUUCUUGUGACUACUCCAAAUCGGUUAAUCUACUUACUAAAACAAGAUCCACCAGGAAUAGACCUAACAAGUGUUGAGUGGCUAGUCGUGGAUGAAUCAGACAAACUGUUUGAAGAUGGUAAAACUGGAUUUAGAGACCAGUUGGCUUUCAUUUUCCUGGCCUGCACAUCUCACAAAAUUAGAAGAGCUAUGUUCAGUGCAACUUUUGCCUAUGAUGUUGAACAGUGGUGCAAGCUCAACCUGGACAAUGUCAUUACUGUAUCCAUUGGAGCAAGAAAUUCUGCAGUAGAGACUGUAGAACAAGAGCUUCUUUUUGUUGGUUCUGAGACUGGAAAACUUCUGGCCAUGAGAGAACUUGUGAAAAAGGGUUUCAAUCCACCUGUUCUAGUUUUUGUUCAGUCCAUUGAAAGGGCUAAAGAACUUUUUCAUGAGCUCAUAUAUGAAGGUAUUAAUGUGGAUGUUAUUCAUGCAGAAAGAACACAGCAACAGAGAGAUAACACGGUCCAUAGCUUCAGAGCAGGAAAAAUCUGGGUUCUAAUUUGUACAGCCUUGCUUGCAAGAGGGAUUGAUUUUAAAGGUGUGAACUUGGUGAUCAAUUAUGACUUUCCAACCAGCUCAGUAGAGUAUAUCCACAGGAUAGGUCGAACUGGAAGAGCAGGACAUAAGGGAAAAGCUGUUACAUUUUUCACAGAAGAUGAUAAACCAUUGUUAAGAAGUGUUGCCAAUGUAAUCCAACAAGCAGGAUGCCCAGUACCUGAAUACAUAAAAGGUUUCCAGAAACUACUAAGCAAACAAAAGAAAAAAUUGAUUAAGAAACCAUUGGAAAGAGAGAGUAUUAGUACAACUCCAAAAUAUUUCUUAGAGCAAGCUAAACGGAAAAAGGCCUCUGGCCAGAAAAGUAAGAAGAAGGCAACCCUUGAAAACAAAAGUUAAAAGACAGACUUGAAAACCAGUGCUGGUGGUGCAUACCUGUAAUCCUAGCUACUCA